Trypanosoma rangeli is the source of this 2952-nucleotide messenger RNA. RefSeq lists its product as uncharacterized. The record is from RefSeq and is a predicted model, not a curated record. The coding region runs from base 1 to 2952 and encodes 983 amino acids. Lineage: Eukaryota; Euglenozoa; Kinetoplastea; Trypanosomatida; Trypanosomatidae. The transcript has a single exon.
AUGCUCGCUGGCAGUAAGAGGGGGAGAGAUGAAGAUGAGGGCGACAAGGCGUUGGUAAGAGAGGUUUCCGCUGCAAUUCAGAGCAUGGCUGCAGAGACAGAGGACAUUGUGAGUAGUGUGGGGAAGGUGAAUGGCGCGGUGUUGGAUUCACUGUUACAGCGGUCUCGGCAAGCGGAAGAUGCGCUGAGCGCCGCCGGUGGAUCUGUCGCGCAGUUGUGGAAAUUGGUUGUGCAGGGUCAACAGGGCAGAGCCGCCAACGCAUUGAGCUGCAUCGCCGUCUCCGAUGAUGCGCAUCGAAAAGGUCAUCGCAUAGCCGCGCUUCAGCAACAGCUACUGAACUCCGCCUCCUUAGCCGCGGAGGAGGUGUCAAGUGGACUGAGCAAGGCCCAUGAGGCGACAGUCGCCUUGUUCUCCUCCCAACUAGCUGGGGAAAAGGAAACAAACGAGAAGCUUGUUUUGCGCGUACGAGAGUUCCUGCAGCAUUCACUUGAGGCCAUUCAGUCGUAUUCUUGCCGUGCAAUGGAGGCGGAACUCUCGCUGUUUAAGCGGAGUGUCUCCGUUUCCCGCCUCCAAAGUCUUCUUUCAUUCUAUCAAAAUGCGUCGCUGCGCCACCACGAGGAGGUUAUGGCGCUCAUCAAAAUUGUUCGCAUUCUCGCCGAAAAGAGCAAAGAUGUGGAUCUCGCCGAAACCAAGUUGCGUCAGUCCAAGGCGCACGUGAGGCUUUUGGAGAAACAUCUGGAGCUUUCGGGAGUCGUUCAGGCAAUUGUGCCACCCAACUUUGUGCCUCCACGUCAAGCCACAGAGCCACCGAGUGAAGCGUUGAGACGGACCGCGCCUGAAUACUUCGCCCUUCGGCUUUUGGAACAUGAAGACGUAACCCUUUCGGAGCUGGUGGACUCUUGGCAGAAGCAGGAGGCACGCAUCGCAGUGGCCGAGGAGAAGUAUCGGACGUUGGAGUUAUCAGUGGAGUCACUUCGUCGGGAGGCGCUGACGGUGCAACAGGGCUUCCUUGAAGAGAAGCGACGGCGGGAACUGGUGGAACAGCGCUUGGUUGAUCUUGUGCGUGAGAGGAUUCGUCCCAGCAAAAACGAUGCUCUAGUGCAACAACUCACUCUGCUCCGAGCAGACCACACAAAGGCACUUGAUGACUUGGCUCAAAUGGCUACCUUGCUUGGUGUUACGCGGGAGCAGUUAGCUUUGGAGCAGCAGCGAAAUGUGUCACUGGAGACAAAGUUGCAGCAGAUACAAGAUGAUUCGGCGAACGAUGUGGUGGCGCACACCUUGGCUUCGCUUCGCCACUAUUACGAGGAAGAACUUGAGCGUUUACGAAACGGAUUGGUGGAAGCUGAGACACAGAGUGCUGUUGCAGUGGCGUCUGCGGAGGCACAGCAUAAGGCAUUGGAAACCGCACACAACGCCCUGAUGGUCACAGAGCAGACCGUAAUGGACAUGUCUGCCACGCUGCAACGUGUAGAGAAUCAGCUGUGUGUUGAAAAUCCAAAGGGCGGCGGUGUGGCCUCGGGGCAGGUUGUGGAAAAUGCUGAGAAGAUACUGGCACAGAGUGAGGCGCAGCUAAACCAGGCAAUGUCAGCAUUUGAAAAAGUGAUGAAGGAUGCAGAGGUUCGACAACAGAAAGACAUGUCAUUUUUUGAACAGCAGGUGAAUCACUUGCUGGGGUCAGUGCAGGCACUCGUUCCCAUGGUGUCUACCGGGGAGCGUGUUGCAGACCCUGAAACGGCGACGGUGGUGCAGCAACAAGAGAUUCAAUCGGUGAUGCGAGGUGCAUUAGAGCAUGCCCUGCAAUUUGUUUCUGAUACUUUGGUCACAAACGAAAUAAGCAAGCGAAGUCUCCUGGACACAUCUAUUUCAGAUGCUAGUCAGGUCAGCCUGUUACUCGAAAAGGUGCAACAACUCACGGCAGACCGUGAUGCAGUCUUGGGACGUCUGGCGCAGUGUGAGCGACUCAUUGAUCAGCACAGCCUGACCGUUGUGGAGCGGGUUUUGAUGCACGAGGUCUCCGUUGAAGAAUCGAUUGAUGCCAUGGAGGCGGCUGAGCAGAUUACAACCUUGCGCAGAGAGGUAUCGUCACUUGAGGCCGCGCGUACUGCUGCACUCACCGAGGUGAAAGAGUUACGGAACGAAUUGAAGGAAGACAGCCAGGGAAAAGAAUCAGCUGCGGCACGGCUCGCAUUGCUUGAGCGUCACAACACUCGUUUGAUGAAAACCAUUGAGGAAUGCCUGGCUCGUGAGGUGACCCUUGUUGAGCAGGUGCACCAACUUCAACAUAAUCUGAAAAAAUGGGACACCACCGGGCCUUGGGUGGCAUCGACGAGUGAGUCGGAGCAAAAGACGGAAAUGGAGCGGUUUACACCGCUGAUGCAGCAACUAGAGCAACUCUUUGGCGGUAUAGGCGAGAUGAAGGAGCAGUUAUCGCAGUUACAAAGAACCGCAUCUUCUCCUUUUUCCUCAGCAGAGGGCGGCGAGGUGGAGACGCAGCUCCUGUGCAAGGGUGUGAGGCAGGUGGCUGACGCAUUGCGUGAGGCGCUUCAACACGCGGAGGUAUUUCGUCACACCUUUCCAAUGGAGGCUGUUGAGGAGGCAACACCGCUGACUCUGGGACCGGCCGCAGAAGCCGUGUUAAACGAGGGCGAACAUAACAAGCAAGAGAAGCUUGCGGAUCUACAGCGUCAACUGGCAGAGGCGCGUGGCGCGCAAACCUUGGAGCUCGGUGCGCGUGAUGCGGAGUUGGCUAGGCUCCGCGGCGAGAUCGAGACCCAUAGGCAACAUGAAGAAACACUGAAGAGGCAUGAGAAGGACCUACAGGAGCAGAACGAGGGCCUGCAAUUGAAGGUUGGUAGACUGUUGCAAAUCAAUAAACAGCUUUUGGAGGAGGUGAAGUCUUCUCGAACUGCCUCCGCCACCCUCAGCGUUGCUGAGGCGCCAUCGACAUAA